Messenger RNA from Mytilus trossulus (common blue mussel), 3754 nucleotides. RefSeq names its product cilia- and flagella-associated protein 107-like. The transcript has 3 exons. The record is from RefSeq and is a predicted model, not a curated record. The coding region runs from base 93 to 761 and encodes 222 amino acids. Lineage: Eukaryota; Metazoa; Mollusca; Bivalvia; Mytilida; Mytilidae.
ACGCGGACUAAUUUUAAAGUUUAUUUCGGGUGUUGUUAGGCUCUGUGAACAGGACUGAAUUUUCGUGGUUUUCGUUAUUAUUAUUUGGAAAGAUGGCACAGGGAGACCCAAUGAAAUGGGGUAUGCCAGGAUGGAGGAUCGAACAGAAGUUUGCACCCGGAGUACUGAUCGGAAACUGGGGAGAGGACAGAUACACAUUUUUAAGAGGUGACCAGAAACACAAUAGCACUCACAGAACUGACUUCAGAAAUUUUGCUGGACAUAGACCAGAUGUGCUUGUUAGGAGGAAAGCUUUGAUGAAGAAUGAUGGAAUAGGACCAGAAGCUCUCUUCCAUCACCAUGGUAACAGGUACUCAAAUAAUAUGGUUUCUUGGUAUGACGAGAACUUUAACGGAAGAUGGAAGGACAAUGCAUUACCUGACCUACGUGACUGGAAUGGUCACCAACUGGCAUGGGCCCCAGAAAAGUCAGACUAUCCCUUACAAGGUAAACCAACAAACUAUGGUUUAUUAGAUACCAUGAAACAGAAAUGGGCAGAUCAGAUCGCUGAUGAAACAAAGGGAGAUUAUUUAUCCACAUACCAGAAUUCAUUCAUCAAACCAUCAGGAGAAGCGUUCACAUCCGUCCGCUAUGCAAUACCUAAAGCACAAUCCACGUCUCUCCACCCAUACAACAGUGUAAACAAAGAUUUAAAGUUACGUGGAGGUACCUCCUUCAAGUCACCUGAAAGACUACCAGAAAUUACUCCAGUUACCGCCUAAUCCUAUUUAUACAUUUAUAAAUAAUAAUUUGAACUUGAAGUUCCCAUUUAUAUUGUAUUCAUUUCAAUAUUUGUUAUGAAAAUUAUGUACAUUCAUAGAAACAUGUGAUAUUUUUUAUAUUGUUAGUUGGAGAUGAGAAACAUCAUUUAGAUGUAUCCCCUUGUUUAUCUUUAUAAAGGGGAGAUAAUUCUGUUAUUUUUUUUCUAACUUCUUGAAUGAAAAUUCAGUGCUUUCUAGAUUAAUACUUACAUAUUUAAUUCAACUUUUCAAAUUCUAAAGGAUUGUGGGACAUUUGUUAAUGUGUACACCAAAAAAGAAAGUAAAAUUAACCCAUUAGAUGAAUAGCCACUGUUUAGAAGGUGUAAGUGAUCAAAUAAUAUUGGUGUAGUCUGUUGAAAAUAUAACCCCAAUUGCUUGUAAGAUUCUGAAAAGGCGAAUAUUAAAUAAGAUUGUCAUUUAUAACUGCUUUUUUAUAAUCAAAAUAUUGCAUUUCUAGUCCUUGUGGCGUUACUUUAUGUUAGAAACUGUUAUUAUGUAUAUGUGACAUCUCUUUUGUAUGAAACAUUUUCUUUUUAUAUUUAAAAAAAAAUAUUAGUUGGUUGUUGAUUAUAAAAAUGAAAUCUACUAGUAAACGUUAAAGCAAAUAAAGGAGUUUCAAAAUUUUUGGUAAAAAUGGAAAUUCGAACCUACUUUGAUAUAAAGGGGUAAACUAUAUUUUUUUAAAGAUAUUAUUUCUUUUGCGCUAUUUCAUUAGAAAGGAUGUUGGUAGGUAGGCAUGGACAUUUCAUAUUUAGACAUGUGUUGUUUGAACAUUUAUGAUUUUAUGUCCAUUUUUUGUAAACAAAAUUACUCAAAAAGGUUGUUGAUUGAAUGAGGAUUUUGAAAGUCCCUAUCCCCUUGUCCAUUUUAAGGGAAAAGCCCUUUAUUAUGGGCCAUUGGCAUUAUAGAAUUUACUUUAGAUUAUCAUUUUCUUUUCUUAGAAAAACUUGUUUUUGUUAUCAUGUACUUAUAAAUUGCAUUAGUGUGUUCAUUUUCAGUAUUACUACAUAUUUUAUAGUUCAUGGAUGAAUGGUAAAUUAUUAUGAAAGACCAAUUAUUCAUAGUUGGGUCAUUAGAGUGACCAAUUAUUCAUAGUUGGGUCAUUAGUGUGUAUAUUUAUUUCUUUAUAAAAUGUAUAUAUAUUUUAUUUUUAUGAUGUAUGUAUCUUUUGCUUUUUAUAGCUUUUUCAACUGAAAAAUAUUUAUUAUGUUAUGUCUUAGCUUUAUGCAUUUAAUAUUAGAAAAGUGUUACACAAAGGGAAAUUUGAUUUUUUAUACUAUUUUGAUAAUGACAAUAAAAAUUAUAAAUUAUAGAUUACAAUUAUAUAAAUAUUAUCUGCACAUAAUUUUUUUUAGAUUUGGGAUGCAAUCUGAAAAAUUUGAACAUAUUGAGAAAAAAAAUCAAAUUUUAAUUUUUUUUUACAAUCGCAGAAUAAGAAAUAAAAAAUUUAUUCCUUUGAUAAUUUGAACUUGAGCAUUGUUGAUAUAUUACCUUUUUUCAUGUUGUGUGUUAAUCUGAGUGCAAUCAUUGUCUGUUUGUAAGUCUUUACAUUUUUUAACACCUUUCAAUUUUUAUGAAAUAAAGGGGACAGUACCCUUGAAAUUGGUACAAAAUACAUAAGAAUUGAAAUCUUUAUAUAAUUGUAAAAUUUAUAAGAAACAUAAAUAAGAAAUUGAACUGAAUCAUUUUUUUAAUUUCGCCUUCAAACAGCUUUUCUUUUAACCGCCCAAACAAUAUUUAUUGAACAUUUGUUUUUUGGAUGAUUUUUUAAAAAUAUACCCCUUAUUGUCACCUUAUGUCCAUGACUUGAAAUAUAUGUUUUUUUAUAUAGACGAAUUAUAUGACACAAAGAGAAUGUUGUUACCACAGUUGUGGAAUCUUGAUAGAUGUAUAGUAUUUAUUAUAAAGUAUUAUUGCACCAAUUAUAUAGGUGUGUGGUUUUUAUCUUUACACUUUUUUGUUAUGCUUGUUGCUGUUUUCUUAGUUAUUUUCUCUUUUUGCUCAAUUUUAUAUGUAUGCAUAUAUUUAUAUAUACAUUUCCAUUAUCAGUAUUAUCAACUAAGUAUUUCAACAUAUUUAUAUGUUUGGAGGUAUCAAUCUUGAAUUUAAUAUAUUAUAUACAUCACUAGAAAUAAGUAUUAAAAUUUUGCUCAGUACAUACAUACUAUAACAGUUUUUAAAUAACUUUUUUUAAAGAAAAGUUUGAAAAUCAUAAACACAUGUUUUACUGAAAGUAUUAAAAGAAAGAAACUGAAGUUAAGUUUUUAAAAAUUCUUCAGGUCAGUUUAAUUCUUACAAAAAUAUGUUGCUCUAAGUGGAGAUAACUCUUCAUAUUAUAUAUUGCUCAUCAACAGAGCCAACUUAAGCAAUGUUGAAAAUCAAUAUUCUUAUCUUUUUCAUAUGAAUCAUGAGUUUAUUAUUAAAUAGCAUUUAUCAUAGUAAUUGUAACUACACAUAUGCUGUGUUUAUAAUCAUUAUUAUACUUGCCUUACUUUUAAUCUUACCUUAUAGCUUUAAUCAUUGUUUUAUAUUUGAACAAUUUGAUGUUUAUUGAAGUGCAUACAUAUAUAGGAAACCAGUAUUUUGUAAGUUUAUUCUGAUAGGUUGUAUUUACAUUCAAAUUCAAGUUUAUUUUUUUGUAAAAACAAAAAAAAAUGGCUCUUUAAAUAAUAUUCAGUCCCAACAUAUUUUAUAAAUUGACUGAAAUACAACAUUUUCUUAAUUAACCAUACAAAUGCAGAACUGUAAGUGUUAGAAAAAAUGGUCAGUGUUUAAUUUCAUUUAAAGUAUUUUUCCUUUUUAGCUGUAGAAAAUGUUGAAUUGAUACUAUUGUAUGUUAGAAAGAUUUCAUGUUUUAAGAACUUUUUAAAAGCUGCGUGUUGUUAAGUUUGAGAAUUUUAUGAUCAUAUUUACAUUAGCACUCUGUGAUACUUCAAAUAAAAAACUGUGAUAAA